Molecule: messenger RNA, 3715 nt
Organism: Xenopus tropicalis (tropical clawed frog)
Lineage: Eukaryota; Metazoa; Chordata; Amphibia; Anura; Pipidae
Gene: ercc4
Product: excision repair cross-complementation group 4
Exons: 11
Coding region: 86-2767 (893 amino acids)
Biological process (GO): response to UV; DNA repair
Cellular component (GO): nucleus; chromosome
Molecular function (GO): single-stranded DNA binding; DNA endonuclease activity; DNA binding
Source: RefSeq, a predicted model, not a curated record
CUCUGAGAGGAUAGGAAGUAGAUGCGACACUUCCUGUUUAUGGUGUCGGUCUGGGACCUGGGCAGGAAGUCGCGUAGUAUCGCUAAUGGCUCCCCUCUUGGAACAUGAGAAUCAGGUGUUUUUAGAUCUCUUCCACGAGGAUGGGCUUGUCAUCACAGCCCGGGGCCUGGGUAUUGACAGAAUCCUGCAGAACUUCCUCAAGCUCUAUUGUGAUCCGGGGAAUCUCGUCUUGGUGCUGAACACCAACACAGCAGAGGAGGAGUACCUUAUAGACCAACUGAGAUCAGAAGGUGUUACACACCUACCCCGCAUUAUUACUAAUGAGGUUGCCACUGGGGAGAGAUAUGAUGUCUACACACAGGGGGGUGUUCUGUUUGUCACAAGUCGAAUUCUUGUGGUGGAUUUUCUCACUGAUCGGAUCCCUGCAAACCUGAUUACUGGUAUCCUUGUUUAUAAAGCACACAAGAUUAUAGAAUCCUGCCAAGAAGCUUUUAUACUACGCCUCUAUCGCCAGAAGAAUAAGCAGGGCUUCAUCAAAGCCUUCACAGACAAUCCAGUUGCAUUUCACACUGGAUUCUGCCAAGUGGAACGAGUAAUGAGAAACCUGUUUGUUAAAAAGCUGUAUCUAUGGCCACGGUUCCAUGUAUCUGUAAAUUCCUUUUUAGACAAGCAUAAGCCAGAAGUCGUUGAGCUGCACGUCUCCAUGACCCCUGCCAUGCUAGCCAUCCAGUCUUCCAUAUUAGAUAUAAUGAAUGCUUGCUUAAAAGAACUCAAGCGCUACAAUCCAGCACUAGAAGUAGAAGAUUUAUCCUUGGAAAAUGCUAUCGGAAAAGCUUUUGACAAGACUAUUCGUCACUACUUAGAUCCACUGUGGCAUCAGCUUGGAGCAAAGACCAAGUCCUUGGUCCAGGACUUGAAAAUUCUUCGUACGCUAUUACAGUAUCUAUCACAGUAUGACUGUGUGACUUUCCUAAACCUUUUGGAAUCAAUGAAAGCAAGUGAAAAGGCAUUUGGGCAGAAUUCAGGUUGGCUGUUUCUUGACUCAAGCACCUCUAUGUUUGUGCAUGCUCGAGCCAGAGUCUACCAUGUUCCUGACUCCAAGGCAAUUAAGAAGUCAAAACAGUCAGAUUCAAAUGAAAAGCAAGAUGGAAAAAAGGAACUGGUGUUAGAGAAUAACCCAAAAUGGGAAGCAUUAAGUGAAGUCCUAAAAGAGAUUGAACAGGAAAACAAGAACAGUGAGGCUCUGGGAGGGCCAGGUCGAGUGCUAAUUUGUGCCAGUGAUGACCGAACUUGUGCCCAACUUAGGGAAUACAUAGCUGUUGGGGCAGAAGCACUUUUAGAGAGACUUUACAAUAAAACCUUUGGGAAGGAUGAAAAAGCGUCAGAGGUUUGGAUGAAAAGGAGGAAAGCCAUAACGGCUAAAGGUAGUAACAAAAGCAUGAAAACAUCCCUUCCCAAGAAGCCGAAAGAGGGCAAAUCUAAACAGAAAAAAAACAAUACAAAAACAGAACUGACUUUAACACAAAUGAUAGGAAAAGAAGAGGAAGAUGAAGUGGGGAAAGAUGAUGUGGAAAGUGUGAGUCAAGAGAGCAGCUUUGAGGAACCAAAGUAUGAAGACCUCCAGCUGAAUUUGCCUUCAGAUUCCUAUUAUGGCAUUUUGAAAGAGCCACUUACUGUUAUUCACCCUUUGCAAGGUUGUAGUGACUCCUAUGGGCUAACAAGGGUUCUGCAUGAAAUUGAGCCGAGAUAUGUAGUUCUUUAUGAUUCUGAGCUAAGCUUUGUUCGUCAGCUUGAAAUUUACAGAGCAAGCAAACAGAAACCUUUAAGGGUAUACUUCCUUAUCUAUGGAGGUUCCACAGAAGAGCAGCGUUACCUGACAUCUUUGAGGAAGGAAAAGGAGGCCUUUGAGCAGCUAAUUCGAGAGAAAGCCAGCAUGGUGAUUCCUGAGGAGAGAGAUGGGCGAGAUGAUACCAAUCUAGACCUUCAGAGAGAUGUAACAUCCACUUUUGACUCUGCUGACACAAGAAAAGCUGGAGGACAGGUGCAGAAUAACGUGCAACAAACCAUUAUUGUUGAUAUGCGUGAGUUCCGUAGCGAGCUUCCAUCUUUAAUUCAUCGCCGUGGAAUAGAUAUAGAACCAGUUACUUUGGAAGUGGGAGAUUAUAUUUUAACACCUGAUAUAUGUGUUGAGAGAAAAAGUGUAAGUGAUCUGAUUGGCUCUCUAAACAAUGGCAGAUUAUACACUCAAUGUGUUUCUAUGUGCCGUUAUUACAAGAGGCCUGUUCUUCUUAUUGAGUUUGAUCCCAACAAGCCAUUUUCUCUAGUGUCAAAGAACUCCAUUCACCAAGAAAUCUCAGUUAAUGAUAUCACAUCCAAAAUCGCUUUACUCACCCUUCAUUUUCCACGACUGCGUAUCCUUUGGUGCCCUUCCCCCUAUGCCACAGCAGAGCUGUUUGAGGAGCUGAAGCAGAACCGUCCUCAACCUGAUUCUGCAACUGCAAUGGCUAUUACUGCUGAUUCAGAAAGCUUACCAGAGUCUGAGAAGUACAAUCCAGGCCCUCAGGACUUUCUUCUAAAAAUGCCAGGGGUAAAUGCCAAAAAUUGCAGGGCCAUCAUGAAACAUGUAACAAGUAUUGCAGAACUGACAACCCUGUCUCUGGAAAAACUGACAGAAAUUCUAGGAAAUUCUAACAAUGCUAAGCAACUUUAUGAAUUUAUGCGCACCUCAUAUACAGAGGCUGUUUCUCAGGGAAAAGCAAAAAGGUGACGUAUUCAAACAGGAUAAACUAAUUUUAAAUGUAUUAAAUACCUACCUCCUGUAUCUAUCUCCAAAACCAAUUCUUCCGGAUGUGGCUGAAUGGAAUCAAAGUCCUAUCUUGCAAAUGCAAAUGAAUACAGUUCAGAAGGGAAAUCGUGCUUGUGCAGCAUUUUAUGUAAUCACAUGAUCUAAAAGUCAUGUGAUUUUUUUAGGGUUCAAAAUUUGGUUUGGGCAGGCACUAGGAUUUGGACGAAUCCCAAACUCAGUCCAAGAUUUAGUUCAUGCCUAAUUCCUAACCACUCCCCCAUGGUUGUGCGAUCCAUGGUUUUCUUGUUAUGAAUUUUACACAAAAGGAAAAAAACUGAUAGUAGCAGAAAAUUUCCAUUACUAUUAUUUAUUUUGUUGAAUGCACAUUUGAUGACUUUGCAGAAAAGGUUCAAAAACAAGCAGUGGCUAUAUUACCCCAAUUUGUUUCUUUAAAGGGGAUCUAUAGUUAGAAAAAGUGUGCUGGUGCCCCCACUGUAGAAUAAGACAAAGAACCUGAAGGUUAAAUGGGAACCAUCAUUAUUAUAUUAAUACAAUAAGCUUUAUUUUUUUCUAUAUAUGUAAAUAUAUAUUUAUUUAUUUCAAUGAUUGAUUAACCAGUACAUCAAAUUGUUUGUUGCAGGAAAAAUAGUUUAGGUCAUGAAAACAGUCUAAUAAAAAUGUGAUUUAACAACUCUAGGAAUAAUAAAUGCAUUUAUACUUUUAUACUGCACUGAGAGAAUUUAUUAGAAUCCAUACUUAGCUAGAGGAUUGCUAACUGCAGUAGUUUGUUUGUUUUUAACUAGUAGCCUGGUGGCUACUAUUUUAUUAGCCACGAUAAGUAACUGCUACUACUGCCCUGCUACUGCAGGCGACUAAUCUCCCUGCAAUGCCAUCCCACUGGCAAGAAUAUAAAUCGCCAGUGGGAUGGCA